Messenger RNA from Spinacia oleracea (spinach), 1910 nucleotides. RefSeq names its product cytochrome P450 84A1. The coding region runs from base 122 to 1648 and encodes 508 amino acids. The record is from RefSeq and is a predicted model, not a curated record. Lineage: Eukaryota; Viridiplantae; Streptophyta; Magnoliopsida; Caryophyllales; Amaranthaceae. Gene Ontology annotation, molecular function: heme binding; monooxygenase activity; iron ion binding. The transcript is spliced from 2 exons.
AAUUAGCCCCAACUUUCUUUAUAAAAGAGAGUUGGUUUGGUUUCUAUCUAAAAUACACAUUUGAUAUCUCCUUUCUUCCUCAGCAACCCAUUUUAAGUUGCAAAUUAAACAAACAAAAAAUAUGGAUAACUAUUUCCUAGUUUCUAUAUCAUUGUUCAUAGCACCCAUGUUGUUACUAGGCAUCAUCGCAAGACUAGGGCGAAAAUCGUACCCGCCGGGCCCAAUGGGCCUUCCCGUCAUCGGCAACAUGAUGAUGAUGGACCAGCUCACCCACCGCGGGCUAGCCAAGCUAGCCCAACGUUACGGUGGGCUGUUCCAUCUCAAGAUGGGCUUCGUUCACAUGAUGGUGGUCUCUAGUCCGGAGGAGGCCCGACAAGUCCUCCAAGUCCAUGACAACAUCUUCUCCAACCGGCCCGCCACUAUUGCUAUUAGUUACCUUACGUACGACCGGGCCGACAUGGCUUUCGCUCACUACGGACCCUUCUGGCGCCAGAUGCGCAAGCUAUGUGUCAUGCGUCUCUUUAGCCGUAAACGGGCUGAGUCGUGGCAGUCUGUCCGUGACGAGGUGGACUACAUUGUCCAGGCCCUCACAGACCGGGCUGGGUGUACGGUUAACGUAGGAGAACACGUGUUUAACCUUACAAAGAAUAUAAUAUAUCGGGCCGCCUUCGGGUCUAGCUCCUCGGAGGGGCAGGAUGAGUUCAUUUCCAUUCUUCAAGAGUUUUCCAAGCUCUUUGGGGCUUUUAAUAUUGCGGAUUUUAUCCCAUUCUUCAGUUGGGUCGACCCGAAUGGGCUCAACGAUAGGCUCGUUAACGCCCGGAGCGCGUUGGACGGGUUCAUCGAUCGGAUUAUCGAUGAUCAUAUCAACCAAAAGAAGGCUAUAAAUGGACAACAUGUAAUAAAAGAAGAAGAUAUGGUGGAUGAUUUGUUGAACUUUUAUAGUGAGGAAGCCAAAGUUAACGAGUCGGAAGAUUUGCAAAACGCCAUCAAGCUUACUAAGGAUAACAUCAAAGCCAUCAUCAUGGAUGUGAUGUUUGGUGGGACUGAGACGGUAGCAUCGGCGAUAGAAUGGACAAUGACAGAAUUAGUGCGGAGCCCCACUGACAUGAAACGGGUCCAACAAGAACUAGCUGAUGUUGUUGGAUUAACAAAACGGGUAGAAGAAUCGGAUCUUGAUAAGCUCCCAUUUUUCCGUUGCUGUAUUAAAGAGACCCUUCGCAUGCACCCACCAAUCCCUCUUUUACUCCACGAGACUGCCGAGGAUGCUAUUGUUGGAGGAUACUAUAUUCCUAAACAAUCUCGAAUUAUGAUCAAUGCAUGGGCUAUUGGACGAGACCCGAACUCGUGGUCGGAUCCGGAGAUGUUUAAACCCGGAAGGUUCCUUAAAGAGGGAGUGCCCGAUUUUAAAGGGGGUAAUUUUGAGUUUAUACCGUUCGGGUCGGGUAGGAGGUCUUGCCCGGGAAUGGUGCUUGGGUUGUACGCGCUUGAAAUGUGUGUCGCGAACUUGCUCCACUCGUUUACUUGGGAGUUGCCUGACGGAAUGAAGCCUAGUGAAGUGAGUACGGAUGACAUAUUUGGACUCACCGCUCCUCGGGCGAGUCGACUCGUUGCGGUUCCGAGUCCAAGGCUAUUGUGCACGUACACCUGAUGAUUCAAUGCCGGAGCGGUGAGGGUGACACUCAACUCACUCAAGGUUAGAAUUGAAAUAAGGUAUUUGCAUGCGUUUUGUAAUACACUAUUUAUUUUUAUUUUAAUUAAGUAAAUGUGGAAUAUUUGAUGUGUGUAUGUAAUGGUGUGACGUGUUAGAUAACAUUGUCUUAGAGAUAAAAUUUACCCUGUUUAUGGUGCAAUUGGAUAUGGCGAUGCUUCCAAGAUUUAAUACAGUGUUACUCCAAAAUGUACACUCAACU